This is a messenger RNA of Camelina sativa (false flax), 892 nucleotides long. Lineage: Eukaryota; Viridiplantae; Streptophyta; Magnoliopsida; Brassicales; Brassicaceae. The record is from RefSeq and is a predicted model, not a curated record.
AAUUUUUAAAACCAUCGUAAAAGUCAAAUCUAGCUACGAUCGACCUCUCUCUCUAUACCUCCACAUAUAAAUGAACCAGGCACUCAGUUAUAGCGUCUUUGCAAGCUAAGACACAACCGAAAAAACAAAACACACACACACACAAAAAUGAAUAAUAACUUUACAACAAACCAAUGUUUACUACACUAUGAUCCUUCUACUAACACUGGUGAAGCCGAGAUGUACAACAGGGCGAUUACAGAAUCAAAAUCAUCUCAAAUUAUUUUAUGUUCCAAUGCAUCAAAACAUAAUAGAAGCCGAUCUUAUAAUAGAUCAUCUAAGAGAAAUAUGCACACGACACUCCUCAACGCAAACCCUAGCAAUUUCCGAGACAUAGUUCAAAGAUUCACCGGACGUUCUUCCGGCAUUGAUGUAUUUGUCGGAAGAAAAGGUCCGGUGACGUUAGAUUUCAGGUCACCGGCUUCAGUUACUGAAGAAGUCAUUUUUCCGACCUCCGGUGAUGUCCAAAACCAAUAUUGUUCCAUUGAUACGCACGUUGUGGACAGGGAGAGUCACGGGACCUGUGAAUGGGAAGGUAAGCAUACGGCGGCGUCGUGUGAGAUGGGUCAACUAAGUGAUGACUCUGAGGGUUAUGGUGGGUGUGAUGAUUAUUAUGCUCAUGAUCAUGAUGAUGAUCUUAUUAGGGAAUACUUGAAAAAUAGUAGCUUUGAUGGAGUGAUUACUAUGGAUUGUGAUGAGUUUUACCUUGACGCCGUAAUGGUGGAGGAGUUUUUGAUGAAAGAUCUCGACAUAUGAUUUUAUAUGAUUUAUUCAUUUUACAGAUUAUAAAACAUUAUCAUGUAUGAUAGAUAUAUGAUGAUAGUGAAACAUUAAUAUUCAUGUGAUUUUUUUU